GUUAGUUACUAGAACGGGGCUGUUUCCUGACAAGUCCUUGAAGAUUUCCUGCGGGGCUUUGUAUGUAUCUGUAGAGACCCGCUGCCUAGGAAACGCGUUGCGCGGGAUAUAGCGGCUCAAAACAAGACUCUGGGAAACCAUGAGCUCCCGUGGUGGCCAGCCGGCAUCUGUGCCCCGGACAUCGGCCAAGGUUGGAAAGCCCUCAUUUAAGAACCCUGUAAGCAGCCACUUCUUUCCGGAUUCAACAUUUCAAGAUAAUUUGGUGCUCAGAAGGGAAGAACAGAACAGUGAAAUUCAUACUCCAUUUAUGAACAGGAGCGAGCAAAAGGUAAAAAAAAAAAAGCUCUUAGAAGAAAAUAUAAGAUUAAAGCAUGAAUUAGAAGAUUUAAGAAGCCAAUAUGAACAGCUUAUAGAAGAAGGGAAGAAUGAAUGUUUUGAUGAAAGACGUGUCAAUCUUUUGAAGGCUCACAUACUACAACUGGAAAGACAGGUGGUGCUGCUUACAGAAGGAUUAAGUUCUCAAGCUGAUCUUUUAGUGGAGUUCAAUGCUUCUUUAGAAGCUUUUACUGACAAGCUUAGCUCUUUUCUUAGCACUAAAGAGUCUGCACUGGAAGUACUCAUUCCACGUCCAGAAUUUCUACAAACAAUUGAAAUAUGUCAUACAAUGAGACAAAAACUACAUAAAAACCAGCAAAUUUCUGAUUUAUCAAAACUUUCAUUGCCUUGGACUCUGGGAGGAAAUCUCAUUACACAACCAAUUACUCUCUUGGAUCUUUGCAAUGGCAAGAUAGAACAUUUAAAUCUUAGAUAUGUGAGUGCUCUUGAAGGAAAACUCAGCAAGCUGCAGAGACACCUGUUUGCCAUGAGGCAAACUCUAAGUCUCAUGCUUGCCCCAGGACAGAGGUCUUCUGAGACAGCUCAUCACAUCCUACCAACUUCUGUUUAUGCUAGGCUGAUAAAUCAGGCAGUUCAGUGUGAUCUGUCUGUGGCAGAAUGUUGUAGUGAUUUGCUUUCUUUGACACUGCUGGUACCUUCAGCACCUUGGGAAAUAUUGGAGUACUCCUUAAACCAGGAGUUUACUGUGGAGAAUGUGCUUGCAACACUUCCAGCCUUCCCCAAGGGUGGCCCUCAGCAACGUGCUAAAAGGGCCGCAGAAGCUCUGGUGAAGGCUCAAAAUUAUUCCAGACAAAUGGCAAUGCAACAGAUACAAGCUUUGCAAGCUGAACUUAAUUUCCAUAGAAAUUUAUAUAACCUGCAAGUUAAGUACAUUGAUGCUCUCUUCACUGGGAUAAAGCAAGCCUACCACAGGUUUCAAGAUAAUGUUGCAGUGGUUCUGUGUUCACCACUACAAGAUGUGUUGCCUUCUUACAUGAAACUUAAAACAGAAGCUUCAGAGGCUGCUUUGAAAGAAUUUCUCACUGCUUUCAGAAAUAAUGCCGAACAGAUCCAAUAUGCAGUUGAAACUUUAACGUCAAAGAAUCAACAGCAUGAAGGUGACGAGGCCUUGUCAAGGUUUGGAAAAGAGUUUUUCCUGUCUUUGGAACAUUCACUAAAAGCAUGUGGGGAACAGCGGGAUAAAGCAGCCAGUGAAAUGGAAACUUUACAGACUGAACUGGAUCAGGCCUUAGAAACUUUGCGAAAUUUAAAGGGGAAAAAGGGAACAAAAUCAAAGCCUAGUCAGCAUUUUCCAAAACAUGAAGAGGGCAAGAUGGAAGAAAUAAAAGCCAGGGGCUUGGAUGUACUUUCAAAAAAUAAGUCUGAGCCCAAUUCACCAUCCAGUUUCCUCCUGCAUAGGCAGAGCCUUUUACCAAAUCUUGCUACUGCUGAAGAAAAAGAAUUCAACAGCUCAUCUUCCAAGCUAACACUGGAAAAUUUUGAUGGUAUUCAACAGAAAGGGAAACUCAUUCACAGGAGCAAGAGUAUGAAGAACACUGCAAGGCCACCUUGGCAAGAUUAAACAUGGCUCCAGAGUGUUAUUACAACUUCUGCAAUAAGCAGAGGAGCAAAAAUUCAGUACAUCUUUGAGAUGCUGGUCCUUCAGGGAGAUGCAUGUUUAAUUUAGACUGUCACUUCUGUACCUUAAGUGGCUUCUUGAAGACACUUCAGACAUGCAGAGCUUUUAUUAAAAUGAAACCAAAUAUUGGGACACAGAAGCAACUCACAUUGUACUUUGAUGAGAUAUGGGAGGAAGCUUUAGCACAGUGGUUCUUAACCUGGGGGUCAGGACCCCUUUGGGGGUCAAAUGACCCUUUCACAGGGGUCGCCUAAGACUCUCUGCAUCAGUGUUCUCCAUCUGUAAAAUGGAUAAAUGUUAGGGUUGGGGGUCACCACAACAUGAGGAACUGUAUUAAAGGGUCGCCGCAUUAGGAAGGUUGAGAACCACUGGUUUAGCACCAUACUCAUGUUUGAAGAGAAACAAAAAUGUACUGCCAACAUUACAAUAUAGAAAAUACACAAACAUCAAUAACCCUCCUCAAAUUUUGCCAUACAUAUUACACUCUGAGUUAUACAGCUCCAGCAUUAUUCAUACAUUUAUUUGGUCCUCCUAGCAGUGGAUCAAUUAUGUUAUUUUUUAAAGAUAACAAGAGAAGCUUUCAGUAUGGUACUCAAUCAUGAAUUCAGUUAGGCCUAAAAAAGUGCACGCUGCAUAACAGAUUGGAAAAGAUUUAAAUUGUGCAUUGAUACACAUCUGACUGCUACUCCAAAUUGCCAACUUUUCACUUGUGGUCAAAACACAGAGCAGUUCAGUGUAUGCUGGUUUCUCACCCAUCUAUACAAUGGAUGGAAGGUUGCUGUGUUGGACCUACAAAGACUGUUUGGUGUCAGUACAGGAUGUGGCUGUGCUUUCUCUUUUUCUAAUACUUCCUGUUUAAUAUUGAGCCAAGAUCUCUGGAGUUGUAACUUGAAUGUCCCUGAAAAGAAAUAUAGUAAUUAAGCAAUUUUAUUUUUUUUCCUCCUUCCACUCCUCAAGAAAGUGGGUCCCUUUCUCAAGCACAUGCUUGUGACAGGAAAACAUUCCUGCAGCAGAUUUGUCAUGUGUAUAAUUCUCCUGAAUUAAGUAUAGUUCACUUUAAAUGGUCACAGCUAUCUGAGAAGUGUGUGGUUGUUUUGUUUUUUCCUUGGCUUGCUGCCAUUGAAAGAAAUACUCUGAGUACUCUGCUUAUGAGAUUCAUAAAACAUUGGAUUGUGGAGAGUGACAGAGUGAGGAAUCAGAAUGGCAUUGAAAAUGUUUACCAGUUGUAAGUGCUUUGUGAAGAGGCCUCAUUUUUCUUAUUGUCAAUGUUCUUUAUUGCUUUUAAUAUACUGGAAAAAAUUUAAAUUAACUUUUUACUGACAUUCUGAUGAAAUGUUUUUAUUUUCUAGUUAAUUAAUGAAACAGAAUGCAGUUUUAUUCUUAUGUUUAUUUCCUUGUUCCCACACCAAGCCCUUCAGUGGAAGGAUUUUUCCAAAAGUCUUUUGUUGCAAAUGCAUGCAAAUAUUCACAAGAACCUAAACAUGUUUGUGUCAGUACUUAAUACCCUUUAAUAGAUAAGUGGUCUUAGCCAUGUAUCUUGAAUUUUGAUUGAUGUUAGCUGUUUUGGGACAAAGUUUUGUCUAAAAAAGCAGCAUAAAAAUAUAAUGUGUAAGAAUAAGAAAAUCAAUGUUAACCUGCAAGUAUGAUUCAUUUGAUUAAGUAAAUAGGGCCCUAGACGUCCUUCAGUCAAUAAAUUAUCAUAUUCUGAUAAGACAGUAA
Sphaerodactylus townsendi is the source of this 3733-nucleotide messenger RNA. RefSeq lists its product as uncharacterized. NCBI's taxonomy places the organism in Eukaryota, Metazoa, Chordata, Lepidosauria, Squamata, Sphaerodactylidae. The record is from RefSeq and is a predicted model, not a curated record. The coding region runs from base 140 to 1957 and encodes 605 amino acids. The transcript is spliced from 13 exons.